This is a messenger RNA of Suillus discolor, 348 nucleotides long. RefSeq lists its product as uncharacterized. Lineage: Eukaryota; Fungi; Basidiomycota; Agaricomycetes; Boletales; Suillaceae. The record is from RefSeq and is a predicted model, not a curated record. The coding region runs from base 1 to 348 and encodes 115 amino acids. The transcript is spliced from 4 exons.
AUGGACGAUCUACUACUACAGUACCACAAUCUGGUGAAUGAUGGAGAAGAGACAGCAUUUCUUGACAAUGAAGAAGACUUAGUAGAACGACCCUGUGGUGGUCACAGGAAUACGUUAGACUUUACUUGGGGAACGAGUUGUUUUCGCAAGUCUAGACUUAUAGGGAGAGAAUGGUGUCGGCACUGCUCACCUCGUACCCUGGCCGGUCGCAGUGCUAAAAACUUCGCCAGGGAGCUCAGGGAUGGGACUGCAUAUAUUGGGAAAUGUUUGGACCAGGUGGCGACCAUCGCCAUGCUGAACAUGUGUCAGGCGGACCUCAAGUCAUGGAUUAGUCAGCAGAUAGCUUAG